GCCGGGCGCUGAGGGAAGCACGGAGCCCAGGCGGCGGGUGGGGUCCCCGGUGCGCCCCUCGGCCGCCUUCCAGGCCCCGCUGGCAGCCGGUUGCUGCCGCUGGCAGCGCGGUGCCCCUGGAGGCGACAAAAACCGAACCCGCCGCGCCCGACCCGCAGGCCGCCGCUCGCUUCAGGCCUCGCACCUGCCGUGUCGGCGUUCCCCGGGCUCGGUUCUCCGCACUCGAGCUCAGCUGUGGCCAACUCCGGCCGCUCGUAGCCCUUGAUGCUUCCUCUUCCCCCCGAACUUCGGCUCCAGCGUUAAAGGCUGGGUUGGUGCGAAUGGCUCUGGGACAGGCAGCGGCCCGGGGAGAGGAGGGGCAGGGCGCUGGCUGUGGUGUGGGUCCACGGGUGGCGUGGGGCCUGCAGCUGUGGGGUCUGCAGAGUUGGGCCCAGAGCCGUGGGGCCUGCAGCAUCAGGCAGAGCUGCGGGGCCCAGAGCCGUGGGGCCUGCAGCAUCAGGCAGAGCCGCGGGGCCCGCAGCCGUGGGGCCCGGUCUCGGACACCAACCCGCAGGCCCCACGGGGGAGAGCUUCCCCAGCUUCCCAGCUUGCUCCUGAAGGCAUCACAGUGGAGAGGGACCAGCUGAAACGGAAGCUCUUGACACAGGCUUCCCUGAGAAGAUCUAUCCAGCUUUGCAGCCAGCACUGCCCAGUUCACAUCUCUCCAAAGCCAGAAAACAACAGUACAGACCAGAGGUGCCAGAGUACUCCAGCUUUGCAGAUGUGCUGGACAGAUGGACUGAAGUGGAAAAGGAGGGGAAAAAAGACUAAACCCCCUGCGUUAUGGUGGGUAGAUGGUGCUGAAGAAGGGCUGAGGUGGAUCUUUGAGGAACUGUCCAGGAAAGCAGCAAAUGUACCCUCUGAUGCCUGCGGCAUGCAACAAGGAGACAGUUACUCUCAUUCGGCCCGGAUCCCAGAGCAGUGGCUGGUGAAGUUGGCUUGCGUGAGAACAGGAGCUGUCUGGAUUCCUGGCACGCAGCAGCUGACAGCAAAGGGCAUUCUUCAUCGACUGCAGAAAUCCGAGGCAAAGUGUGUCAUCACUGAUAAUUCCAUGGCACCAACGGUAGACUCAGUGGGGGCCGAAUGCCAGUUGCUGAAAUUCAAGUUGCUUGGGUCAAAGGGCCACAGAAGAAGGAUGGCUGAACUUUUUAAAGAUCUACUGAAUGUCAAGAUCCGGUGGGUAUUUUACCAGUGGAAAUACAGGAUCUGCAAAAGUGGCUGAACAUUCCCACAGCAGCUAUGGCCCUGGCCUCACAGUAAGCGGAAGGUACUGGCUGGACUUGACUUCCUCCGAUAUAUUUUGGAAUGUGUCAGCCACAGGCUAGGCAAAGUCAGCUUGGAGCAGCGUUUUUUCACUAUGGAGUCGGAGGGCAUGUGCAUUUGUACAUAAGAUGCCACACUUUGACCCAAGCAUUGUCUUUGAGG
This is a messenger RNA of Falco peregrinus (peregrine falcon), 1464 nucleotides long. Its product is annotated as acyl-coenzyme A synthetase ACSM3, mitochondrial. Gene Ontology annotation, molecular function: fatty acid ligase activity; fatty-acyl-CoA synthase activity. Bases 761 to 1261 code for a protein of 166 amino acids. The transcript is spliced from 6 exons. The record is from RefSeq and is a predicted model, not a curated record. Gene Ontology annotation, cellular component: mitochondrial matrix. Gene Ontology annotation, biological process: fatty acid biosynthetic process; acyl-CoA metabolic process. NCBI's taxonomy places the organism in Eukaryota, Metazoa, Chordata, Aves, Falconiformes, Falconidae.